Messenger RNA from Talaromyces proteolyticus, 2009 nucleotides. RefSeq names its product putative dihydroxy-acid dehydratase. The coding region runs from base 98 to 1918 and encodes 606 amino acids. Gene Ontology annotation, molecular function: hydro-lyase activity. Lineage: Eukaryota; Fungi; Ascomycota; Eurotiomycetes; Eurotiales; Trichocomaceae. The record is from RefSeq and is a predicted model, not a curated record. The transcript is spliced from 3 exons.
AUAAACCUAUCAUCAAUUGUGUUUUUGUAAUACUCGUCCAUGAAAAUCAUAAAAAAACACAAACAAAGAGAACUAGCCACGGACAAGCAAAACAAAAAUGUCCUUACCCAGUGAUGAUCAAACAUCCCAUGCCGCAGACGAUUAUGACCUCAGUAAAGCAAUUACAUCCCGAUCAGGUCUUCGCCAAGGUCUAACCUCGUACGGCGAUGCUCACUUCUCUCUCUUCUUACGCAAAGUCUUCAUAAAGGCUCUUGGAUACACAGAUGAUGCGCUGUCACGACCUAUCAUUGGCAUUAUCAACACUUAUUCAAGCUAUAACCCCUGUCACGCCAACGUUCCCCAGCUUAUCGAGGCUGCUAAGCGUGGCGUGCAGUUGCAUGGUGGCCUCGCAAUUGAUUUCCCCACAAUCACAUUGCACGAAUCGUUUGCUCAUCCGACGAGCAUGUUUUUGAGGAAUCUCAUGAGUAUGGAUACAGAGGAGAUGAUCCGUGCUCAACCAAUGGAUGCGUGUAUAAUGGUUGGGGGUUGUGAUAAGACAGUUCCGGCACAGCUCAUGGGUGGAAUUUCAGCGAAUAAGCCCGUUCUUCCCCUCAUUACCGGGCCGAUGAUGCCUGGUAGUCACCGAGGGAAAAGACUAGGUGCUUGUACUGACUGUAGAAAUAAUUGGGCUGAGUAUAGAGCUGGGCAGCUUGAUGUCGAGGAAAUCAGUGCUAUAAAUGAAGAACUGGCACCAACAUCUGGAACUUGCGGCGUGAUGGGAACAGCUAGUACGAUGGCUUGCAUCACUGCUGCUUUAGGCAUGAUGCCUUUUAAAGGAGCUUCGGCCCCUGCUGUCUCUUCCGGGCGUCUACGCGUUGCUGAAGAGACUGGUGCAAAUGCCGUCUCGGUCGCCCAAGCCAAGCGCACCCCGCAGGAUAUUCUUUCCAAAGAAUCAUUCUUGAAUGCAAUAACGGUACUUCAAGCUAUAGGAGGAUCGACAAAUGCGGUGGUUCAUCUACUGGCUAUCGCGAACCGACAUCCCAACAUCCAAGGAGAAAUUACGCUUCAGACAAUUGAUGACAUUGGCAGAAAGACACCAUUGCUCAUAGAUUUGAAGCCUAGCGGAGAAAAUUACAUGACUGAUUUCCAUAAUGCUGGUGGUAUGCUUGCGCUGUUACAUACCCUUCGGCCACUUCUUCACCUGAAUGCUAUGACAAUAUCGGGGAAAACACUUGGUCAAGUCCUGGAUGAGUCUCCAUUCAAGUCAUUCCCAUUUUCUGAGGAAGUCGUCAGACCUCUUUCAAACCCGCUUUAUGAAUCAUCAUCACUGGUGGUUCUUAAAGGAAAUAUUGCCCCUCAUGGAGCAGUGAUGAAAGCUUCGGCGUCGAAGGACCGGUCUCUGUUAAAACACUCAGGGCCGGCUGUUGUUUUCGAAGACAGCGCCGACCUCGCAAAGCGAAUCGAUGACCCUGAUCUUCCAGUAUCAAAAGACUCGGUUUUGGUUCUGAAGAGCAUUGGGCCGAUAGGGAAUCCCGGGAUGCCCGAAGCAGGGUUGAUCCCAUUGCCGCGCAAACUGGGUGCGCUCGGGGUCACAGAUAUGUUGCGCAUCUCUGACGGAAGGAUGUCAGGAACAGCGGGGGGUACCAUAGUGCUUCAUAUCUCACCGGAAUCAGCUAUUCCAGAAUCACCGUAUGGAAUUGUGCGGACAGGUGACAUAAUUACGUGUGAUGUGGAAAAUAGGAAACUGCAACUAGAAGUGUCUGACGAGGAGAUUCAGCAAAGGAUUGCCGAACGGAAGGCAAAAAUCAACAUAAAGGGACCCGGGGCGACUGUAUCGCGAGGAUAUCGAGCUCUCUACACACGAUCUGUCAACCAGGCGCAGGAAGGCGCCGAUUUUGAUUUUCUAACCGCGAAAGGGGCGGAGUGGACUAGGCCAUAGUGAAUAGAAAGGCGUUUUCAUAGCAUGCCUCGCAAAAUAUGCAUGAAUAUUCAUAAAAGUAGAAUCUUUUAAUAUCCUUUUAUACAAAGAC